CCAGAUUGAAAAACUAUGAACUCCGGAUUGAAUAACCAUGAACUCUGGAUUGAAAAACUAUGGUCUUUGGGGUUAAAAAACUCUGAUCUCGGGGAUUAAAAAACCAUGGUUUCCAGAGUGAAAAACUAUAGUCUUCAAAAUGAAAAACUAUGAUCUCUGGGAUUUAAAACUCGGGCUUCUUCCCCCAUCUCCAACGCAAAAUCCUGUAGUACCUCUCCACCUUGCUGCCUUGCCGUCCACCAAGUUACGAGCGCGCAUUCUGCAAUUCAAGUUCCUCUAUCGCGCGUACGAAAUUCUACCGUCUACAUUACUGGCGUGUAUUGUCACGACUUUCCUGCGUCAACGUGGGCCACCCGAAAUUUGGGCUGUGCUCAAGAGAAACAAGCUGUCAAAUUUUGACAAAACAAGCCCCGUUUCCACGUCACCCUCAACAGCAUCUCAAGAAGUCUACGACAUGGACAUUGGCGCACGACAUGGCCGCUGCUCAUCAACACGCUCAGGAAUAUCAACAUCUGCAGCCAUCCCGAUGCGGAAUUCGACCCUGAACCAGAUCCACGACUGGCCCUUGACCAGUCUUUACCACCACCGCCAAUAG
Messenger RNA from Zychaea mexicana, 595 nucleotides. RefSeq lists its product as uncharacterized. The transcript is spliced from 3 exons. Lineage: Eukaryota; Fungi; Mucoromycota; Mucoromycetes; Mucorales; Lichtheimiaceae. The record is from RefSeq and is a predicted model, not a curated record. Bases 140 to 595 code for a protein of 151 amino acids.